GCUGUCUAGAGAAGUGUUUCUUCUUUUUCUAUUAACCACUGGUCGGAAUUGUGAAGAACCUCGCUGUUCUAAAUAUGAUUUUGAGGAAAAGGUGCUGGAAAAAAUGGUACGCAUAGAACUUCAAAUGGAGAGACUGAAACUUGAGGUGGAGCAAUGUGUUAACAGAGUUGAAAAUAUCAAGAUGGAAGUUAGCAAUCAAAUGAAAGCAAAUCAACAACAGCUUGAAAAUGGUUUUGAGACCAGUAUGAAAGAAGUCAGUAAUGUCACAUCGGCAGUUAAGGCAAAGCUUCUUGAACUUCAAGAUACUGUAACACCAACUGUUGCAUUUAAGGCAAGAUUAAAUGCCGAUAUUGCAGUGAUGGGAGGUCAGACAAUAGUGUUUCCAGUAUUAAUCUUCAAGGAAGGAGAUGGGUAUAACCCAAAUACCGGACAAUUUACAGCACCGAUCAGUGGGGUGUAUAUGUUUAGUUUAGCUUUCUGUGUCUACCCAAAGAAGACAUUGACUUUUACUAUAAUGAUUGAAGGAACAAGAUAUUCAACGUCAUUGUUCUAUGGUGAUGAUGACUAUGGAUGUUCAUCAGCUGAUACAGUUGCGAUAGUGACGGCCGGACAGAAGGUAUGGGUCGAGGUUAUACCAGGCGGUAAUACUGGCACCAUUAUAGACCAGGAUUCAUACCGAUGGAAUACAUUCUCCGGGACAUUAAUAAACAGGAGGAUUUAAUUCUGUGUCAACUUUGUAACAGCUAGUUGUAUAGUAAGGAGCCGAAUGUUCUGAUGUUAUGAGAAAACUUGUUCAUGCAUUUUUAUCAUUAAUGUUAGAUCUAAUGCAGAAAUAUUAGUGCAUUUGUUUUGCAGACUUUUUGCUAAUGAUGAUAAACAUCUUAACACUUAUCAAUAAAACUUAGCGAUGUCAAUCAUUUACUUUACAAGGUAUAUAUCAUCUGUUUUGCUAUUUCUGUCGUUUUUUUCUUUUAGUAUACAAUAUAUUCAAAUCAUUGUGACAUAUAAAAUGCUGUUAU
Messenger RNA from Ruditapes philippinarum (Manila clam), 1019 nucleotides. RefSeq names its product complement C1q tumor necrosis factor-related protein 7-like. The record is from RefSeq and is a predicted model, not a curated record. The transcript has 2 exons. Bases 104 to 721 code for a protein of 205 amino acids. Gene Ontology annotation, molecular function: protein binding. NCBI's taxonomy places the organism in Eukaryota, Metazoa, Mollusca, Bivalvia, Venerida, Veneridae.